Molecule: messenger RNA, 1701 nt
Organism: Vidua chalybeata
Lineage: Eukaryota; Metazoa; Chordata; Aves; Passeriformes; Viduidae
Gene: GPKOW
Product: G-patch domain and KOW motifs
Biological process (GO): mRNA splicing, via spliceosome
Cellular component (GO): spliceosomal complex
Molecular function (GO): nucleic acid binding
Source: RefSeq, a predicted model, not a curated record
GCGCGCGCGGCUCCCCCUUCCCCCCUCAUAACAUUCCCCCCCCUCACCCCCCUUCGCCCCACCCGGCCCCUCCCGCCCGCCGCCGUACCGGAACGCGCCGGGGAAGGACCGGGGAGCAGCGGCGGGAGGACAGAGGAACGGAGGCGGCGGGAGCGGGCCCCGCGGCGGAAGAUGGCGGCGGGCGAUGGCGCGGCCGAGGGCGCCGCGGGGCCGGGGCCGGGGCCGGGGCCGGGGCCGGUGUCCUUCGCCUUCAGCCGCAGGGCCGAGCGGCGGCGGCCGCUGCCCACGGGACCCUGCGCGGAGCCGGCCGGCGCUGACACCGAGAGCGACACCGACUUCCUGACGGCCGUGGAGGGCCGCGAGCUGCUCAGCACGCGGCCGGCCCCGCCCCCCAAGAAGGAGCUGGUGAUCCCCCUGAUCCCCUCCCCCCGCUGGAGGAACCCGGAGCCCCCCCGCGCCCGCGCUGGCCCCGCCCCCAGCACAGACCCCGCCCCCAGCACAGACCCCGCCCCCAGCACAGACCCCACCCCCAGCGCUGGCCCCGCCCCCAGCGCGGACCCCCCCUCGGUGGAGGCCCAGGCGGUGCAGGAGCUGCUGCAGGAGGCCCGGCAGAGCCAGGAGCAGCCCCCGGGCCAGCCCGGACCCCCCAUGGCCAUCCCCCUGCAGCGGCCGGACCGGAGCGGGGACGGGGACGGGGACAGGGACAGGGACAGGGACAGGGACAGGGACGUCGCCACGGGGCCACAGCCGACCCCCCAGGACUACGAGGCCGUGCCCGUGGGCCAGUUCGGGCUGGCCAUGCUGCGGGGGAUGGGCUGGAGCCAGGGCCAGGGCAUCGGGCGCACCUUCGCCAGGGUGGUGCCCCCCCUGGAGCAGCGGCCGCGCCCGCGGGGUUUGGGGCUGGGGGCCGAGGCCGCCCCCCCCGGGGCCGCGGAGCCCCCCCAGGGCGGGCCCGGCGUGGGCGACACCGUGAGCAUCGAGGCGGGGCCCCACCGCGGCCUGCGGGGCCAGGUGCAGGCGCUGCUGCCCGAGGCCGGGCGGGCGCUGGUGCGGCUGCAGCUGGGGGGGCAGGUGGUGACCGUGAGCCAGCACGGGCUGCGCCCAGUGAGCGCCGGUGCCUCGGGCCGCCCCCCCCAGGAGGGGCCGGAGGGGGGGGCGCAGGGAGGGGACCCCCCGCGGGGGGGGGGCAAGCGCAGGGAGCCCCCCCCGAGCGACAGGAGCGCGAAGCAGCCCCGGGGCGCCCCCCACUGGCUGCGGCGGGACCUGCGCGUGCGCUGCGUGGACACGGCCUUCCGGGGGGGGGUCUUCUACAACUGCAAGAUGACGAUCGAGGACCUGCUGGCCCCCGACACCUGCGUGUGCCGCACGGACGACGGGCACCUGGUGGAGGGGCUGCGCGAGGCCUCUCUGGAGACCGUGGUGCCGCGGGGCAGCUCCGAGCGCGUCAUGGUGGUGCUGGGGGAGCACGCGGGGCAGCUGGGCCGGAUCCUGGAGCGGGACGGGCGCCGGGGCCGGGCUCUGGUGCAGCUGGGCCGGGCGGGGGCCGCGGUGCUGCCGCUGCCCUUCGACAGCAUCUGCCUCUACCUGGGCGACGAGGACUGAGAGCCCGGCACGGCCCGGCUCGGCUCGAGACGGGCAACCACGGGCACGAGAUGGGCAACCGUGGGGGUGAGCUGGGCAAUAAAGGUGUCAGAUGGGCAA